AUGAAUCGACGCAAUGAUCGGAAGAAAUAUUAUCAACUUCAUUUUGCCAUGCUCCCGCAUUUCCUUAUUCACAAUCUCUGUGCAGUCAUCCACAAAUAUCGCUACAGUUGCGCUCACGUAAUAAACGCAAUCCGCGAAGGAGAAUUGACAGAAAGAUCGAUCCUGAAACAAACGAAUACAUCCACUUCGACUCCAGAUACAUGA
Trichomonas vaginalis G3 is the source of this 204-nucleotide messenger RNA. RefSeq lists its product as uncharacterized. The transcript has a single exon. Lineage: Eukaryota; Parabasalia; Trichomonadida; Trichomonadidae. The record is from RefSeq and is a predicted model, not a curated record. Bases 1 to 204 code for a protein of 67 amino acids.